Messenger RNA from Styela clava, 947 nucleotides. The record is from RefSeq and is a predicted model, not a curated record. NCBI's taxonomy places the organism in Eukaryota, Metazoa, Chordata, Ascidiacea, Stolidobranchia, Styelidae.
CAAGAAAAAGGAUGAAUUUUCGAGCAUUAUUCAUGAUUUUUAUUAUGCUUUCUACCAAUUUUAAAGAAUUAGUAGAAUCCAAGCGAGGAAAAAGAGGAGAUGGGAAGGGAGGCAGGAAAGGUCGACAAGUGCUUGUUGAGCCCGUAAUGAAUGAAAACACGCUUCGUUGUCCGUCGUGUGAAAAACUUCAUUGCCUCAAACGAAAUCCCAAAAAACUUAACUGCAAAGGCGGAAUUACAACAGACGUAUGUGGAUGUUGCCCACGUUGCGCAAAACUAGAUGGAGAAUCAUGUGGGGGACAACACGAAUAUCUUGGAAAAUGUGACCGCGGUUUGCUUUGUGAACCCGAACCCCUCACCCCACAUAUUACGAUGAGGACGUCUGCGCCGAGUAUAGAAAUGUCAUCAACAACACCUACAAUGAAAGAUGGAUGGAAAGGAAGAUGCAGAGCAAUGGAUAAAGUAACGGUAGACACUGAUCCAAGAGAAGGGUUACCAAAAUCAGAAUCGUGUCAACCGGAAUGCUCGGCAGAUUUUUGUUUGGAGAAUCCAAAGGCAAUCUGUUCUGCCAGGAACGCCCUGAUUGAAAGUCAGGAUUGUCAAGGAAAUUGUCAACACACAGCCUGCAGUGCAUGCUUUUUUCAAGAAGAACCACCUUGCCCAAAGUGUGGAACAAAUGACUUUUCGUGUAUAAAAAAAUUUGCCAAGUGUACAAAGAAAAAAACAACCUGUAAAAGAAAUAAAUUUCCGUGCAAAAAACAAAAGCUGAGACUUUCGCAUUUACGAAAACAAGUCAUCAAGGUUGAACCACAGGUGUUUGAGGAUCAGUCACCCGGACAGACCCAUUCCUCAAAAAGCUCAAGAGGGGAAAUUCUUAUGCUGGGUUCCGAAGUGUCUGGUAUGAAUAAAGAACAUUCUGAAAUGGCUGCUGAAUUAGGACGGAGAUAA